Physella acuta is the source of this 11411-nucleotide messenger RNA. RefSeq lists its product as uncharacterized. The record is from RefSeq and is a predicted model, not a curated record. Lineage: Eukaryota; Metazoa; Mollusca; Gastropoda; Physidae.
GUAGGCGCUGUCUUGAAAAAAAGUAUUUAAAAACUGAAAAUCUUCAAACAGCAUUUAAACAUUUAUAUUAACGAAUAGCUAGCAAAUAAAAGUAUAUAAGUGUCACUUUGAGAUAGCAUGUGGUAGAGAAGAUUGGCCGUAUCAUGGAACCUGCAGACGAUGUCCAUGCAUAGCCAGCAACAUGCACACGCCCAGAUCCAUCCAGACAAACCCGCGCCUGUAGAAGACAAGCCCGUACAAAGUGACCAGACAGCUGUUACCAGAGAUGAAGAUCAGCAGAGACAGAAGCAACCACCCAAGCAGUUUACCCCCUCAGAGCGAGAGUAUUGGCAACAGAAAUUACCCAGUGGGUUUCAGUUCUACCUCGAGCGCCAAGCCCGUAGUAUUAUCAGGAACCAGCCACAAAAUAUUUUAACGUUUUCAGCCUCCUACUUCGAGGAGCUGCUUGUUAGUAGAAAUGCUGAGCUAUGGAAACUCCCCACUGAAUCGUAUUUUAUGAAACUUUACAAGAAGAAAACCAACGCUUUACCUUGGAAGCCCAACAGAAGAAAGCUACACAGAGUCAUAGCUGAGUCCAUUCCUCACAGUGUCGUUGUAUUUCCUGAUGUUGUUGCCUUAGAACACUACCCAACACAGAUGAUUUUUAAUGACGAAGCUGUGAACCCAACUGUGGAGAGUGCCCCGCCAGAGCCUGAACUUAAACCUCAGGAAUUUGGUGCUGUAGAACCCGUGUCUGACCCAGCUCCCAUCUCGCUCGCCUUUGAUUCCAGCACCAGCAGCUUCGACACGGCCGAGGACGCCACGCUCUACGUCAUGGACGGUCUGCAGGCCAAGGAGAAGAGUGUGCUCCACAGUCUGAACGACAGUCUGCACAGUGACGCUGACAGCAGGAGGGCGGCAGACACGGACGACGACAGGCACACCGAGGACAGCUCCAAGUCGUCCAUGGUGACCAACGUCAGCACUUUUGCUUCGGAUAAUACUCAAAAUAACAACAAGCGGUCUGAGGACGAGGGUAUGACAACCCAGGUAGAGUCGAGCGCACCUUCGGGUGGUUGCCAUGACGAUGAGAAGUGUGAUGUGCAGAACCCAGGUGAGCCACUCCCUGAUGACGUCACUCACUCCAUGUUCAAAGAUGCCGCCGCAGGUCAUGGGGGUGACAACAAUGUUCCCUGUAGGAAAUCUCCAGUCUCUGAUGAAAGCUUCAGCCUCAAUCCUGGCCUGUCAACUGUGAUGGGAAACCAAGGACAAACACACAAGGAUAUACUUUGCAAGGCAACGUUGUCGCAGUGUCAAAUUGUGUUUCAACAUGCAAUAGACAAUGGUGUCAAAGAUAUAUACGUCAACACAUUGAAUGAGAUUAACGGCACACUACACGACACGAAGUAUUAUCAAAACGGACCUACCCCGCCCGCCAUGUACUUAAACAGCAGGUUCGUUGAGGAGAAUCACCAGAACAGCUCAAGUGAAGCAAAGAGUGAAGAAAAUAGUGAAGCAUUAGAUCACUUGUCUGGCUCGACAAGCCAGAUGAAACAGGAGCUAGAAAACUGCUCCACCCCAACAGAUAUCCAGCCAAUAGGCGCGGAUCACUCAAGUUUAGCUGCUCUCGCAGACGACAGGUGUGUCAUUCAACAGCUGGAUAACAAUUUUAGCUGCGUCGUCGACGCUCAGGACGUUGAAAGCAACGAUGUGCGAAUCCAUGAAGUCAACAGCGGGGUCCAGCAAGACGAAGACUCAAUAGAGGAAGAUAUCCAGGCUCGGUUUCGUGCAGAGGCCGAGAUCUACUUCAUACCAAUACAGCUGGAUGAGAUCUCUGUGGAGUAUGUUCAGCCAAACAAAGAUGUAGACGCCGGGCCGGUGGAAUCAUUUGAUAAGAAAACGGACUCUGUUGAGCAGCUCCCUGACAACUGCACCAAUGUGGCGCUCCAAGAUGUGGAUGUAGGGAAUCAGCUCCAAGAUGUAGAUGUAGGGAAUCAGCUCCAAGAUGUGGAUGUAGGGAAUCAGCUCCAAAAUGUAGAUGUAGGGAAUCAGCUCCAAAAUGUAGAUGUAGGGAAUCAGCUCCAAAAUGUAGAUGUAGGGAAUCAGCUCCAAGAUGUGGAUGUAGGGAAUCAGCUCCAAAAUGUAGAUGUAGGGAAUCAGCUCCAAGAUGUGGAUGUAGGGAAUCAGCUCCAAAAUGUAGAUGUAGGGAAUCAGCUCCAAAAUGUAGAUGUAGGGAAUCAGCUCCAAGAUGUAGAUGUAGUGAAUCAGCUCCAAGAUGGCUGCACCAAUGUGGAUGUAGCUCAGAACCUCCAAGAUGGCAAGCCUGAUGUGUGCCAGGAAUAUCAAAAUGAGGCCAAGGUGAACCUUGGUCUAGAAGAAGCAGUUGUUACCGAACAUGGCGAAAACAGCCAUGAGAACGCCAGCUCUCAAACUGAUACCGAAGUCGUCUGCCAACAUCUAGAGGGGCUGGGGAAGGAAAGGUUUGCAACUGCUAUUCAAAUUGCCGAAAAAUAUAUUUCAGAGCUGAAAAAUGUGGCAUCCAACAUUGAGAAAAUCAUAGAUCUCCAGAACAUGAGAAAAUUAUCACAGGAAGAGAGUAAACGAGAGAGUAAGAAGGAGCUGACGAUGAAGACUGUGGUCAAGAUUAAACCGCCAGCUCAGGAGACGGACAAGACAAAACAGCUCUCGGCAGGGGAGCACCAUCCCAUGGUCUCCAGAUCUCUGCUAGAGGAGCUGGCUAACAAGAUCGUGGAUCUAUACGACAACACUUUAGCUGUUGGGGAAACUAUGCCGGGGGAGUCACUCAAGAAGGCAAGGACAGGCGGGGUCGAGAUGGUGUGUGAUCAAGGCGGGUGUUUUGAGGGCAGCGAGACCAAAAAGGUGACUGAAGAAGGCAUAAGUUUACCGACCCCCGGGGAAACAAUCCGAGAGGUGUCUGUUGACUGUAACAACUCACAUUCAGAUAGAAAAUAUGACAAGGGAGAAAACACAUGUUGGGAUGUUAACACCGAAAUAGAUAGCACCCAGCUUCAGUAUUGCAACAGAAACAUCAACAACAACGGCAAUGUUUUCAGCUCUAGUGAUUCUAAAAAUAGUAACAGACAUGUUCUGGAAGCAUGUGCUACGUGUAAGCUAAAUACCAACUGCAACACAUCAACACAUAAUAAAAUGGGAGAGUGUGCAACGUGUAAGCAAAACACCAACUGCAACACAUCAACACAUAAUAAAAACAAAUCCAGAUCCACUAAAGCCAAGCACGCAUCAGCCCAAAAGAACACCACCAAUAACUCGCUGGAAGUAGAGAGCAGGUACCCAAGCUUACUAAAACCCACACCCCAGUUAACGGACAAGCUGAUUCGCUGGCUCCACACAUGUCCGACGGCUGACGAGUUCUCACAGCCCUCCGACGUGUGUGACGUGAACCCCCCGGGCUACCCCCUGGGGAAUGUUCCAACCCCAGGGUACCGCCACAUCAGGAGACCCUGCAUACCUUUCCCUCAGCUGGCCUCUAAAAACUUCCAGAAGUUGAGCAACUGCUCGUUCAACAGCACGACGGGGGAGGCCGGCGUGUCUGGAACUGACCAGCAGGCCAGCCCGCCAGGUACACAGAGGAAAUGCAAGUCUGUCUUUUGUCGAGACAAACAACCAAGUCUGGAAUCCGCGAAGAAAAUCCCAAAACCACAGCACAGAUUCCAAAAAAACAGUAAGGACGAGAAAUGUCUAACCCAGCCAGAGAAACAAGCGGGACAGCAAGUCCCUGGUGAGAAAAGCAAGGCGCCAACAUGUAAGGCUGGCGUGGUACCAGCGGUAGAAGAGAAGAAGACAGGUAACCAGGUGGCCAGUAAAGAUGGCCCCACUCAGGUCAGCAAACAAGACAAGUGUACGAAAGUCAAAGCUCGCAAUAGCCAUGAGCACACAACCGCCAACUAUGUUGACUGUCCUAAAGGAAUCAGCUUAAAGAAAAAACAAUCGGAUCAUUUAAAAAAGACCACACCCAAAAACCAGGAAACGAAACAAAAACUGUCAGAGAAUGUCAACUCGUGUAUAAAACAAGCAGAGCAGGAAACGAAACAAAAACUAUCAGAGAAUGUCAACUCGUGUAUAAAACAAGCAGAGCAGGAAACGAAACAAAAACCUUCAGAGAACGUCAGCCUAAAACAAGCAGACAGGCAGCUGGCGCAGAAGAAGAAAGUUUUCCCACUGCGAGUCUAUACCUUCCCAACGCUCAGCUCUACUGCACCUACCUACGUCCCGGACGUGGCGAGGCGAUUGACCAUCGAGUCCCCCCUGGAAAACCUAAUGAUUCACACCACGUACGAACGGCCUAACCCUCUCCAGCCUGAACUAAGGGGAGAGUUUGAACUCACCAGUAAGAAGCAGAGAAUCUACUUGGGGGGAAAGGAAGAUUACAUCGAUACGGAGGGUACGCGGAGGUUGGUCUGUGAAACGGAAUGUUUCACGUCCAAAGACCCUUUGACUCAAAAUCUGGUUUUAGAGAAUGGAACUCUGCUGGUGGAUGAGAAACCAAAUAGCCCACACCAUCUACAAAGAAGAAACGCCGCAGAUGGCCCGAGCGUCAGUCCAGCGGUGAUGAAGGACGUUCUCCUCAAGUUCAACGAACAUCGGGACGUACAGAGGCUGAACCACACCAUUCAGAUGGUUGGGGAUUUUAUAAUGAUUGGUGGCAAUAACUACAUGCACAGUGUGGGGCAACAGUUGAAUGGCAGCAAUAAAAGCUCGAACGCUUUGGCGUGUGUCGACUCGAGCAGCAUGAUGGAUGGCAGAGUUGUGCCGACAGCCCUCAGUGGUUGCGGAGAUGGCUGCUCGCUGUACGAUGGUGACAGACCAACACUUCAUUUAAACACAUGCGACAAACGAGAUGGCAACAUUAAUAACAACGCUGACGAGGGCUCUAAUCCUCAGGGGACGCAAUUUCAUCUCGUGGCUGAGGAGAAUCCAGUUGAAAAGAAACACGAGAAGGUCUCCUAUUUUAACUGCGCCCUAGAAGCCACAGAAGAUCUCAUCGUUGCUGGAGCUGAGUGCUGGGAAUCUUUUGAAGAUCCUAGCGUACAACAAGGCUCCUCUGCGGGUCUCGAAUACAACCUCAACAACAACAGCACAACUAAAGUGUCUGAGAUUGAUGAUACCACAUUGCAGUCGUCUAUGAAAAGUGUAAGUGCUCAAACAAACAGCUUAGCAAUCCCCUGCUGUAUCUUCAAAAAUACGUAUCACCUACUAAAUGUGAAAGAAUUAGAGGUACUGAACAUUGACAUGGAAGCAAUGCAGCAGACAUCGGGAGCGAGGCCGACAAAUUACUGCAAGCUUCCUCGUCAAGAAAAAUCCACAACUAAAGUGUCUGAGAUUGAUGAUACCACAUUGCAGUCGUCUAUGAAAAGUAAAAGUACUCAAACAUACAGCUUAGCAAUCCCCUGCUCUAUGUUCAAAAAUACUUAUCACAUACUAGAUGUGAAAGAAUUAGAGGUACUGAACAUUGACAUGGAAGCAAUGCAGCAGACAUCGGGAGCGAGGCCGACAAAUUACUGCAAGCUUCCUCGUCAAGAAAAAUCGAACCCGUGUCAGACCCAGCGCCCAUCUCGCUCGCCACGCUCUACGUCAUGGAAGGGCUGCAGGCCAAGAAAAACAGUGUCGUUCUCAGUGAACGACAGUCUGCACAGUGACGCUGACAGCACGAGGGCGGCGGACACGGACGACGACAGGCACACAGAGGACAGCACGCGCUCCAAGUUGUCCAUGAUGACCAACGUGAGCAUUUUUGCUUCGGAUAAUACUCAAAAUAACAACAAGCGGUCUGAAGACGAGGGUAUGACAACCCAGGUAGAGUCGAGCGCACCUUCGGGUGGUUGCCAUGACGAUGAGAAGUGUGAUGUGCAGAACCCAGGUGAGCCACUCUCUGCUGACGUCACUCACUCCAUGUUCAAAGAUGCCGCCGCAGGUCAUGGGGGUGACAACAAUGUUCCCAGUAUGAAAUCUCCAGUCUCUGAUGAAAGCUUCAGCCUCAAUCCUGACCUGUCAACUGUGAUGGGAAACCAAGGACAAACACACAAGGAUAUACUUUGCAAGGCAACGUUGUCGCAGUGUCAAAUUGUGUUUCAACAUGCGAUAGACAAUGGUGUCAAAGAUAUAUACGUCAACACAUUGAAUGAGAUUAACGGCACACUGCAUGACACGAAGUAUUAUCAACACGGACCUACCCCGCCCGCCAUGUACUUAAACAGCAGGUUCGUUGAGGAGAAUCACCAGAACAGCUCUGGUGAAGCAAAGAGUGAAGAAAAUAGUGAAACAUUAGAUCACUUGUCUGGCUCGACAAGCCAGAUGAAACAGGAGCUAGAAAACUGUUCCACCCCAACAGAUAUCCAGCCAAUAGGCGCGGAUCACUCAAGUUUAGGUGCUCUCGCAGAAGACAAGUGUGUCAUUCAACAGCUGGAUAACAAUUUUAGCUGCGUCGUCGACGCUCAGGACGUUGAAAGCAACGAUGUGCGAAUCCAUGAAGUCAACAGCGGGGUCCAGCAAGACGAAGACUCAAUAGAGGAAGAUAUCCAGGCUCGGUUUCGUGCAGAGGCCGAGAUCUACUUCAUACCAAUACAGCUGGAUGAAAUCUCUGUGGAGUAUGCUCAGCCAAGCAAAGACGUAGACGCCGGGCCGGUGGAAUCAUUUGAUAAGAAAACGGACUCUGUUGAGCAGCUCCCUGACAACUGCACCAAUGUGGUGCUCCAAGAUGUGGAUGUAGGGAAUCAGCUCCAAGAUGUGGAUGUAGGGAAUCAGCUCCAAGAUGUGGAUGUAGGGAAUCAGCUCCAAGAUGUGGAUGUAGGGAAUCAGCUCCAAGAUGUGGAUGUAGGGAAUCAGCUCCAAGAUGUAGAUGUAGGGAAUCAGCUCCAAGAUGUAGAUGUAGGGAAUCAGCUCCAAGAUGUGGAUGUAGGGAAUCAGCUCCAAGAUGUGGAUGUAGGGAAUCAGCUCCAAGAUGUGGAUGUAGGGAAUCAGCUCCAAGAUGUGGAUGUAGGGAAUCAGCUCCAAGAUGUGGAUGUAGGGAAUCAGCUCCAAGAUGGCUGCACCAAUGUGGAUGUAGCUCAGAACCUCCAAGGUGGCAAGCCUGAUGUGUGCCAGGAAUGUCAAAACGAGGCCAAGGUGAACCUUGGUCUAGAAGAAGCAGUUGUCACCGAACAGGGCGAAAACAGCCAUGAGAACGCCAGCUCUCAAACUGAUACCGAAGUCGUCUGCCAACAUCUAGAGGGGCUGGGGAAGGAAAGGUUUGCAACUGCUAUUCAAAUUGCCGAAAAAUAUAUUUCAGAGCUGAAAAAUGUGGCAUCCAACAUUGAGAAAAUCAUAGAUCACCAGAACAUGAGAAAGUUAUCACUGGAAGAGAGUAAACGAGAGAGUAAGAAGGAGCUGACGAUGAAGACUGUGGUCAAGAUUAAACCGCCAGCUCAGGAGACGGACAAGACAAAACAGCUCUCGGCAGGGGAGCACCAUCCCAUGGUCUCCAGAUCUCUGCUAGAGGAGCUGGCCAACAAGAUCGUGGAUCUAUACGACAACACUUUAGCUGUUGGGGAAACUAUGCCGGGGGAGUCACUCAAGAAAGCAAGGACAGGCGGGGUCGAGAUGGUGUGUGGUCAAGGCGGGUGUUUUGAGGGCAGCGAGACCAAAAAGGUGACUGAAGAAGGCAUAAGUUUACCGACCCCCGGGGAAACAAUCCGAGAGGUGCCUGUUGACUGUAACAACUCACAUUCAGAUAGAAAAUAUGACAAGGGAGAAAACACAUGUUGGGAUGUUAACACCGAAAUAGAUAGCACCCAGCUUCAGUAUUGCAACAGAAACAUCAACAACAACGGCAAUGUUUUCAGCUCUAGUGAUUCUAAAAAUAGUAACAGACAUGUUCUGGAAGCAUGUGCUACGUGUAAGCUAAAUACCAACUGCAACACAUCAACACAUAAUAAAAUGGGAGAGUGUGCAACGUGUAAGCAAAACACCAACUGCAACACAUCAACACAUAAUAAAAACAAAUCCAGAUCCACUAAAGCCAAGCACGCAUCAGCCCAAAAGAACACCACCAAUAACUCGCUGGAAGUAGAGAGCAGGUACCCAAGCUUACUAAAACCCACACCCCAGUUAACGGACAAGCUGAUUCGCUGGCUCCACACAUGUCCGACGGCUGACGAGUUCUCACAGCCCUCCGACGUGUGUGACGUGAACCCCCCGGGCUACCCCCUGGGGAAUGUUCCAACCCCAGGGUACCGCCACACCAGGAGACCCUGCAUACCUUUCCCUCAGCUGGCCUCUAAAAACUUCCAGAAGUUGAGCAACUGCUCGUUCAACAGCACGACGGGGGAGGCCGGCGUGUCUGGAACUGACCAGCAGGCCAGCCCGCCAGGUACACAGAGGAAAUGCAAGUCUGUCUUUUGUCGAGACAAACAACCAAGUCUGGAAUCCGCGAAGAAAAUCCCAAAACCACAGCACAGAUUCCAAAAAAACAGUAAGGACGAGAAAUGUCUAACCCAGCCAGAGAAACAAGCGGGACAGCAAGUCCCUGGUGAGAAAAGCAAGGCGCCAACAUGUAAGGCUGGCGUGGUACCAGCGGUAGAAGAGAAGAAGACAGGUAACCAGGUGGCCAGUAAAGAUGGCCCCACUCAGGUCAGCAAACAAGACAAGUGUACGAAAGUCAAAGCUCGCAAUAGCCAUGAGCACACAACCGCCAACUAUGUUGACUGUCCUAAAGGAAUCAGCUUAAAGAAAAAACAAUCGGAUCAUUUAAAAAAGACCACACCCAAAAACCAGGAAACGAAACAAAAACUGUCAGAGAAUGUCAACUCGUGUAUAAAACAAGCAGAGCAGGAAACGAAACAAAAACUAUCAGAGAAUGUCAACUCGUGUAUAAAACAAGCAGAGCAGGAAACGAAACAAAAACCUUCAGAGAACGUCAGCCUAAAACAAGCAGACAGGCAGCUGGCGCAGAAGAAGAAAGUUUUCCCACUGCGAGUCUAUACCUUCCCAACGCUCAGCUCUACUGCACCUACCUACGUCCCGGACGUGGCGAGGCGAUUGACCAUCGAGUCCCCCCUGGAAAACCUAAUGAUUCACACCACGUACGAACGGCCUAACCCUCUCCAGCCUGAACUAAGGGGAGAGUUUGAACUCACCAGUAAGAAGCAGAGAAUCUACUUGGGGGGAAAGGAAGAUUACAUCGAUACGGAGGGUACGCGGAGGUUGGUCUGUGAAACGGAAUGUUUCACGUCCAAAGACCCUUUGACUCAAAAUCUGGUUUUAGAGAAUGGAACUCUGCUGGUGGAUGAGAAACCAAAUAGCCCACACCAUCUACAAAGAAGAAACGCCGCAGAUGGCCCGAGCGUCAGUCCAGCGGUGAUGAAGGACGUUCUCCUCAAGUUCAACGAACAUCGGGACGUACAGAGGCUGAACCACACCAUUCAGAUGGUUGGGGAUUUUAUAAUGAUUGGUGGCAAUAACUACAUGCACAGUGUGGGGCAACAGUUGAAUGGCAGCAAUAAAAGCUCGAACGCUUUGGCGUGUGUCGACUCGAGCAGCAUGAUGGAUGGCAGAGUUGUGCCGACAGCCCUCAGUGGUUGCGGAGAUGGCUGCUCGCUGUACGAUGGUGACAGACUAACACUUCAUUUAAACACAUGCGACAAACGAGAUGGCAACAUUAAUAACAACGCUGACGAAGGCUCUAAUCCUCAGGGGACGCAAUUUCAUCUCGUGGCUGAGGAGAAUCCAGUUGAAAAGAAACACGAGAAGGUCUCUUAUUUUAACUGCGCCCUAGAAGCCACAGAAGAUCUCAUCGUUGCUGGAACUGAGUGCUGGGAAUCUUUUGAAGAUCCUAGCGUACAACAAGGCUCCUCUGCGGGUCUCGAAUACAACCUCAACAACAACAGCACAACUAAAGUGUCUGAGAUUGAUGAUACCACAUUGAAAGAUGUCGACCAGCUUCCCACAGAGGCAACACAAGACGAGCCCAAAAGAUUGUCCAUGACCAAAGGUCGCAGACGAUCAAAACCUUCUGGUAACAAGACAACCAAAGGUGAAUGUAUCGACUGCAUCCCCAGUCUAGUUGGCGACGCUGACGUCAAGGUAUACUCGACUGUCGAGAACCAAGUUGUGGCCACAGACAUCAGCAUCUGCGACGCUGCCCAGACGGGCUCGUCUCUCUCCCUGAGGACAGCCGAGCUGCCGCCCCGGGACAUGGACAGAGUCAACAUCAGGGGCCACAAGCUGUGGACGCCCAGCUCAUGCUGCCCACCCGAGCCGAACGUACGAGGGGUGUGUGUGGACAGCGAAGUCCAGGGCAGCGUCCAGGACAUUUGCCCGAGUGUCGGCUGCCAGACGGGCAAGCAGACCAAAGAAUUUAUCAAAGGCUACAUCGUCAACUACGACCAGGUCAAGACGUGCGAGUGCUACAGGCGGACCAAUUCCUGCUCGAGGAAAUUUGACUUUGAGGUGCAGGUUCACUGCGGGGAUAUCUGCCGCACCAACCUGUCGCAGACUGGGAAGUCGAUGGAGAACUUAGAACCGUUUGUCAGGAGGCAGAAACCUCGCGAGCCGGGAGAUUUCCCGUUUGAGAUGGUGGACUUCGAGGCGCAGGUGACGCCGUGUGACAUCAACCCCUGUGACGAGGCGCAGACGGGCGCGUCACUCAUGCUGACGGAGCCGUUCCCCCCGGUCAAGCCCUCGCUCAGUGACGACUCGGAGUGUAACGACAUGACGUGGGGCGAACUAAGUAUCUAUGACAUGACUCCUGAACACAGAAGCAUCUCAGCAUAUAUUAAAACAGCCGAGGAACUAUUCCAACGUGAAAAAACGGACCGGACCUUAUACCCUUCAAGUGCCAAAACCGCUAAGGCUCCGUCCAAAGUGCGAAUGGCAGAAGCAAACCCAUCAUCAAACGAUAUGUAUAGAAGCAGUCGCCAGCCGAGCCGUUAUGAUAACACGAUGGAUCAAGACGACUACAGGAACUACGUAUCCACAGACUAUAUGCCGCCUGAGCAGACGAUGGAUCAUGAACAAGGCGAAUUCAGGUCGGUGCCGCGACGGUAUGAAUCGCUCACCGUCACAACUUAUCAACAGGAGGAGGCCCACGGUGCUCCCGUGGCUCCCAAGAAAAGAUACAACACAUUUGGUGCUGGGAAAGCUCUAAAAGACAUAGACGACCAAGAGGAAAGUGGCGAAGAGGAGGAGGGUGAAGUUGGAAACAAAGAACAUCGGCCGUACAAAAGGAAACGAAAGCCUAACGACGGACCUAGCGUCGGCAUCCAAACAGCGCAUGACGAAAGGAAGAAAAGUAUCCUCUACUGAUUAGGUGGACUAAUUAGUGACAAGAACAAUGAACCAAAAAGUAUUCUCUAUUAAUUUGGUGGCCAGAACAAUGAACCAAAAAGUAUUCUCUAUUGAUUCGGUGUCUAGAAAAA